Messenger RNA from Quercus robur (English oak), 1635 nucleotides. RefSeq lists its product as uncharacterized. Lineage: Eukaryota; Viridiplantae; Streptophyta; Magnoliopsida; Fagales; Fagaceae. The record is from RefSeq and is a predicted model, not a curated record. The coding region runs from base 191 to 1504 and encodes 437 amino acids. Gene Ontology annotation, molecular function: lipid binding. The transcript has 6 exons.
CUAAACAAAAGUCUCUCUAUGUAUCAAUCAAUCUAUGAUCUUGGUAUUGAUAUGAUAUCUGUCCAUAAUCCAUGUAGAUCGAUUCUUAGAAGAAGGCGAGAUAAGAGCCCUCACUUUCGCAAGAUCAACUCUUUUUUGUUUCUUCUUGUGAGGGCCGUGGAGGGUAGGGGAAAGCUUUUCAAAAAAGUCGAUGUUAAUGGGGGAGCCUUUGUUUGAUCUGGUGGAUUUUUUAAAGAAGCCAUGGAUCGCUGAAACAUUCGUCGACAUUUUGCUUUGCACAGUGCCCAUAUGGCUAGCUGUCAUGAUUGGACUGGUUAUUGGGUGGUCGUGGCGCCCCAGGUGGACCGGCCUCGUCUUCUUAGGUUUGCGUUCUAAAUUCCGGUUUCUAUGGACGGCUCCGCCGGGUUUCGGAGCUCGGCGGUUAUGGCUCGCCUUUACUGCUCUCUCUGCCUUUUCUGUUUGCCGCACCAUUUGGUCCAAUUUCAAUGACAGACGAAGAAAAGAUUCGCCGCAACAAGCGACUUCCAAGGUUUGCAACAACCAAGGUGAUGGCGACUCUGUUGGCCCAAGCACAACAGCUGAGGAGAGAGAGCAGAACAUUGUCACAGAGAAUGAUUUAGAACACCUAUUGCAUCUUUUUGGGAGGGACGGAGAGAUGGAAUGGCAAAGUAUGAUGGAGAGGUCUACUCCUAACAUGUCAUACCAAGCUUGGCGCCAUGAGCCAGAGACAGGCCUAACAGUUUACCGCAGUAGAACGGUCUUUGAGGAUGCAACUCCAGAGGUGGUUAGAGAUUUCUUCUGGGAUGAUGAGUUUCGACCUAAAUGGGAUACCAUGCUUGCACACUUCAAAAUAUUGGAUGAAUGUCCACAUACAGGGACAUCAGUUGUUCACUGGAUAAAAAAGUUCCCUUUCUUCUGCAGUGAUCGAGAAUAUAUCAUUGGUCGAAGAAUAUGGGAGUCUGGGAAAACGUAUUAUUGCGUGACAAAGGGGGUGCCCUUUCCAGGUUUGCCCAAGCAAGACAAGCCUAGACGUGUUGAGCUUUAUUUCUCCAGUUGGAUUAUUAGGGCUGUGGAAUCUCGUAAGGGUGAUGGACAGUUGUCUGCAUGUGAGGUUACACUUUUACAUUACGAAGACAUGGGGAUUCCCAAGGAUGUGGCAAAGUUGGGGGUCCGUCAUGGAAUGUGGGGAGCUGUCAAGAAAUUGCAUUCUGGCAUGAGGGCAUACCAGAAUGCGAGGAAGUCUGGGGCUCCUUUGUCUAGAUGUGCACGGAUGGCAGGAUUCACCACAAAGAUUUCUUUGGGCGGAAGCAUGGACUAUUUAGAGCAAGCUUCUGAUGAAGAGGAAACAAAUCUAGGCGUGGUCAAUAGGAGAGAAAAAGAUCAAGGCAUCGAUUGGAAAUGGUUAGCUGUCGGUGGAACUGUGGCUCUGGUUCUUGGACUUCACUCUGGUGCAAUAGGGAAAGCCUUGUUACUUGGAGCAGGGCAGAGAGUUGCACGAAGGUGAGAGUUAACCUAGGAGAAGAGACAUUGUAUUUCUAUCUGUUUUGAGGAAUCAUGAAAAUUACAUUUUAACACAUUGAUUGUUAUUUAUUGAGAUUAUAUAAUUUUUUUUUUAAGUAAUUUUUUUGGCUUUUA